UGUACCUCACACACUCUCAGCCUCUGCUGCGCAUCAUUUAAGGGGAGCCCGGCUGUCGCUUUCUCCGGUCAGUCUCGCCGUCUAUGCUGCGUAAUAUCAACACGACCGCUCGCUUUUACGCUCCUCCACCACUCUUUCUUUCCUUUUUCUCUGCCUCUAAAGCCAAUCGGUCAACUUUAAGCUCCUCGCACCAGCUUUAUAUGGAAAGUACGGAUCUGCAGGGCGCAUUUAUUCUCUCCCAUACCCGAGAGAAAGCGCACGGAGGAAAACGGUUGAGGACUAAAUGAAAGCAGCCGUGAUUCAUGGACGUACCUCGCAUCAUGAGACUACUACAACUGCCAACAAGGGAGGACCUGGCAUGAACCGCUGUGUCUAAAUGAAGUGGUUCAGCCAUGCAAUGUUCCUGGAAGGCAGUGAUUCUGCUGGCUUUGGCCUCCAUUGCCAUCCAGUACACAGCCAUCCGGACGCUCACCUCCAAGCCUUUCCAGCUGUGCCCACUGCCCAGCCCCCAGAACUGUGGUCUGGGGGGCCAGGAGACAGAUCCCCCCUUUGAGCGCGGCGCGGCCGGCGUUGGAGGCUGCGACGACUACCCUUACUUUCCCAUCAAUGCCACGCGCAAAACGCACAUCCUGGUGUUAGCCACCACCCGCAGCGGAUCCUCAUUUGUUGGCCAGCUGCUCAACCAGCACCAGGAGGUGUUCUACCUGUUUGAGCCUCUUUAUCAUGUUCAGACCACACUGAUUCCACGUCUGUCACACAGCCGUAAUGCCGCGGACCGGCGUGUGAUGCUCGGCGCCAGCAGAGACCUCCUGCGCAGCCUGUACGGUUGUGACCUCUACUUCCUGGAGAGCUACAUCAAACCUACGCCCACCAAUCACACCACUGAUAAGCUGUUCCGCCGCGGUGCCAGCCGAGCGUUGUGCCAGCAACCUGUAUGUGAUGCCUUUGGUCCUGCUGACGUGAAUGUGGAGGAAGGGGAUUGUGUUAAGAAGUGUGCUACUCUAAACAUGACCUUGGCGACGGAGGCUUGCCGGGAGAAACGGCAUGUGGCGAUUAAAAUUGUGCGGGUGCCUGAGAUCGGAGACCUACGUGCUUUGGUGGAGGACCCGCGGCUGAACAUCAAAGUGAUUCAACUCGUCAGAGACCCACGUGGCAUCCUGUCAUCCAGGAUCGAGACAUUCAGGGAUACGUAUCGCCUGUGGCGCAUUUGGCGGGCCACAGGGCGAAGACCCUAUAAUUUAGACUUAAGUCAGCUUACAGUUGUGUGUGAAGACUUUCUAAGUUCUGUGUCAACCGGUCUGAGCCAUCCCUAUUGGCUGAAAGGGAAAUACAUGCUGGUUCGCUAUGAGGAUUUAGCCAGGAAUCCACUUGUAAAGACGAAGGAGAUCUAUGAUUACCUGGGGCUGGCUAUGGAUAAAAACGUGGAAGACUGGAUACAUGCAAACACUCGGGGCAGCAAUGAGCCCUCAGCAAAACACAAGUUUGGUACAGUGAGGGACUCGGCAGCUAACGCGGAGAGCUGGCGUUUGAAACUGUCUCAUGACAUGGUCGAAUACACACAGACUGUGUGUCAGAAAGUACUCCACCAGCUGGGAUACAAGGCUGUGAGAUCAGUGGAGGAACUGAAAAACAUGUCCCUCUCACUGGUACAGGACAAAACUUUUGUACCUUUUUUGUAACAAAGAUAGUUCUCUAACGACUAUUUUUGAUAUAUUUAUAAUUGUUGCCUUAUUAUUUCCAUAGUUUGUUGUUUUUUUUUUGUUUCUGUAAUUUUGUUUUUUUCUUCAAAUUUGCACUAAAUUUUAAAUCUUUUGAAUGCACCGAGGGACCUAUGGAUGAUUCCCUUUUGUUGCAGAACAGCACACUUUCAACACGAAGUAAGCUAGUUUACAAAUGUUGCAUUAUUUAGUUUCUUUUUUCAUGAGUAAAACCAAUACAAGGCACUGUCUUCAUAGAUUUCCCGUAUGCAAGCUACUGUCUCAACAAAACUCAAAUGUUGCUCAUCAUACACACAAGAUUUGGGGUAUGGAGAGGUUUUUUUGGUAAAGCAGAUGUGUGUUUGUUUUUUUUCUUUUCGACCUGUGAUGGCAAAAUUGGACUGUACAAGCCCUACUGUGCAAUAAAUAGUGAAUGUCGCAGUCAACCUUUACCACUAUGGAAUUUCUGUUCGUGGGGGAAGUGAAGAAUUACUUCUGACAGAUGCUACACUUGCCGAGGAUAAUUGCAGACAAUUAAUAGGCUCUCAAGUUUAAGGGACAGAAUCCCACUGGAUGUCACAAGUGUUUCAUCAGAGUAUUUACAGCCAUCUGUGAUAGCAAAACACACACUAAUGAGAGGUAAUAUGGAAAUCUUCAUGACUCCAGCUAUUUUGGGAAAACGUCACAUUUGUCAAGAUGAUUACUAAAUUAAAAACGUGGAUGUAGA
Messenger RNA from Labrus bergylta (ballan wrasse), 2424 nucleotides. NCBI's taxonomy places the organism in Eukaryota, Metazoa, Chordata, Actinopteri, Labriformes, Labridae. The record is from RefSeq and is a predicted model, not a curated record.